CCCAGACCCCUGUGAAACAGGAAAUGCCUUCCUUAGGCAGAGGCAUUUUAGGCCGAGGCUUGUCUGUCAGUGUGGUGCACAAGGAAAAAGAAGAACCCCGUCCUGCUUUUCUGGACCCGUCAGUGUUGGCAGCUGGGGAUAGCAAGAUGGCAGAAGCCUCCAUUGGUUGGAAUAGAAUGCUUGGAAGAGGGAGUUUGGACAUGCCUGUGUUGCCGUUGGGAAGAGCAGCUGGUGGCAUAGGCAGAGGCGUGUACAAGGCUCCUGGUGCUGUCAACGUGCCUUCUUGUGGUCCUGCCCAACAGCCAUCACUGCCACUGCUGCCCCUGUCCUCACUACGCUCUCUGGAUCACCUUCCACUGGGGACUGCAGAGCACCAAAAAAAAGAGCUUUUUAUGAAGCAAGGAUCAAAAGGAAAACCUCAACCUUUGGGAUUGAACCUUAUCAAAAUACAUUGUCAUAAUGAAGCAGUUUAUCAGUAUCAUGUGACUUUCAGCCCCAAUGUGGAGUGCAAAAGCAUGAGGUUUGGCAUGUUGAAGGACCAUCAAGCUGUCACCGGAAAUGUCACUGCUUUUGAUGGAUCCAUUCUCUAUCUGCCUGUAAAACUUCAACAAGUUCUUGAGUUAAAAAGUCAAAGGAGAACCGAUGGUGCUGAGAUCAGCAUUAAGAUUCAGUUGACCAAGAUCCUGGAGCCCUGUUCCGACUUGUGCAUUCCUUUCUACAAUGUUGUUUUUCGUCGGGUAAUGAAACUUUUAGAUAUGAAGCUUGUGGGGAGGAACUUCUAUGACCCGACAGAUGCUAUGGUACUGCAGCAACACAGAUUGCAGAUCUGGCCAGGCUAUGCAGCUAGCAUUCGGAGGACAGAUGGUGGUCUCUUCCUGCUAGCUGAUGUCUCCCAUAAGGUCAUUCGCAAUGAUUCUGUGCUGAACGUCAUGCAUGCCAUUUAUCAGCAGGACAAGGAAAAUUUUCAGGAUGAGUGCACUAAGCUUCUGGUUGGCAAUAUUGUUAUAACUCGAUACAACAACCGUACCUAUCGUAUUGAUGAUGUGGAUUGGAAUAAGACUCCAAAAGAUACCUUCACCUUGUCUGAUGGGAAGGAGGUCACAUUCUUGGAAUAUUACAGCAAAAACUAUGGGAUCACAAUUAAGGAAGAGGAGCAGCCACUGCUGAUCCACAGACCCAGUGAGAGACAAAAUAGCCAGGGGAUGCUGCUAAAAGGUGAAAUCCUGCUGCUGCCUGAGCUCUCCUUCAUGACUGGGAUCCCUGAGAAGAUGAAAAAGGACUACAGGGCCAUGAAGGAUUUGACCCAGCACAUCAACCUGAGCCCCAAACAGCACCAUAGUGCUUUGGAAAGCUUGAUACAGAAAAUUUCAAAAAAUGAGACAGCCAACAAUGAACUAACACGUUGGGGACUCUAUCUGCAGAACGAUGUACAUAAGAUUGAAGGACGUGUUCUGCCAAUGGAAAGAAUUAACUUAAGAAAUACUUCAUUUAUCACAUCACAGGAAGUAAACUGGACUAAGGAAGUAACCAGAGACCUUUCCAUCUUGACCGUCCCCAUGCAUUUCUGGGCACUCUUUUACCCAAAGAGAGCUAUGGACCAGGCCCGAGAACUGGUUAACAUGUUAGAGAAGAUAGCUGGCCCCAUUGGCAUGCGCAUGAGUCCACCAGCCUGGGUUGAACUAAAGGAUGAUCGAACUGAGACCUAUAUCAGAACCAUUCAAUCCAUGCUGAGAGCAGAGGGGAAGAUUCAGAUGGUCGUGUGCAUCAUCACAGGCACACGUGACGAUCUCUAUGGGGCCAUUAAAAAGCUGUGCUGUGUGCAGGCUCCAGUGCCUUCACAGGUCAUCAAUGCCCGAACCAUUGGUCAGCCAACCAAGCUUCGGAGUGUGGCACAGAAAAUUUUACUUCAGAUUAACUGUAAAUUAGGUGGUGAGCUCUGGGGAGUGGAUAUUCCUCUGAAACAGUUAAUGGUGAUCGGGAUGGAUGUUUACCAUGACCCCAACAGGGGCAUGCGCUCCGUGGUCGGCUUCGUGGCGAGCAUCAACCUCACCCUCACAAAGUGGUUUUCACGAGUGGUAUUCCAGAUGCCGCAUCAAGAGAUUGUGGACAGCCUGAAGCUAUGCCUGGUGGGCUCCUUAAAAAAGUUUUAUGAGGUGAAUCACUGUCUCCCAGAGAAGAUUGUGGUGUACCGCGAUGGAGUGUCUGAUGGCCAGCUAAGGACAGUUGCCAGCUAUGAGGUUCCUCAACUACAGAAGUGUUUUGAAGCUUUUGAGAAUUACCAGCCCAAGAUGGUGGUAUUUGUAGUUCAGAAGAAAAUCAGCACCAAUCUGUACCUGGCUGCUACCGAGCACUUUGCAACUCCCUCCCCUGGGACCGUGGUCGAUCAUACAAUCACCAGCUGUGACUGGGUGGAUUUCUACCUCCUCGCCCACCACGUACGACAGGGCUGCGGCAUUCCUACACACUACGUGUGCGUUCUCAACACUGCGAACCUGAGCCCUGAUCACAUGCAGAGGUUGACUUUCAAACUGUGCCACAUGUACUGGAAUUGGCCUGGCACCAUCCGAGUUCCAGCUCCUUGCAAGUAUGCCCACAAACUGGCUUUCCUGUCAGGACAGAUCUUGCAUCACGAGCCAGCCAUCCAGCUGUGCGAGAACCUGUUCUUCCUGUGACCGGGUCACCCGGAUAUGGGCUGCUUAGAGGGAUUAGACUUCUGAGCCCAGCUUCAACUCCUGCAGGAUCCAGGGGUUUUCAAGUUGAUGUUUUCCCUUUCACCAACCUAGUAGGAUAAGAUGCCUUUUUUGCCUAUUUUUUUCUCUUUUAAACCUGGUAUCACCAAGAAGCAAGUUCCAUUCUGAAUAUCAGCUGGAAAUUGCCUGGUUGUCUUUGUAAAGUAAAUGAGGGUGAUAGUGCUACUGUGCACGGGAACCCUUGAAGGACCUGCAGGGCCAACGGGAGCUGCAGAAGCAGCAGUCAUACCUGGCUCUGCCCACUAAGCAGGUCCUAUUUCUGGCACGGAAGUGAUAAUGAAGUCACUGCCAAAUUUCUUAAAGCGGAGUUACUUUAUUUGAGCAACUGGGAAAAGUAAUAACAAGGCCUAUGAGGCAAAGUUUUUCAAGAUACUGCUGCUGCUGGCAAAUGCAAAAGACACUAGGAAAACCAGCUGGUGGUAUAAUCAGACCCUUGCUGGUCUGAUCUUUGGGGAUUGCGUGUGUGGCACCUGUAAUAACCUGAGCAGGCCUUGAAAGGCAGUUCAGGCCUCUCCUGCGAGAGGCCAGGUAAUGUCUUUCUGUAUAUUUCAGUUACUUCACAGUAGACCAUGGCGAUUUCUUCCUUUGCCCACCACACCUUUGUUCUUCGUAACUGAUUUUUAUUUUUGCAGUUUUUAAUUUUUUUUUAAUUUUAGAGAGAGAGGGAAAGAGAGAGAAACAUUGACUUGAUUCACUUAUUCAUGCAUUCAUUGGUUGAUUCCUAUAUGUGCCCUGACUGGGGGGUCGAACCUGCAACCUUGGUACAUUGGGACAUUGCUCCUCCAACUAACGGAGCUACCUGGCCAAGGCCAUAAAUUUGUUUUCAAAUUUAAGAAUCAGAGCAGGUGAAACUAAACCACAAGGAAGGUUUAUGAUGGGGGGUGAGCUCUUCUUGAACCUUUCUCCCGGUUGUGUGGCCUUCUUUUCUGUUGCUGUAUGUUUGUAAAUUGAAUCAUUCAUUUUCCUAACUCAAUAACUUUUUCCUGGAUGUUGGCUCAUUUUGUUAGGAAAUUUUCUGAAUCCAGGCUGAAGUUGGCUUUGGAAAGCAUGACACUUCUGCCAAAGUGCAGACAUUUCAGUUGAGAAAGUUGUCACUGUGCCUGUGGGUUUCAGUGUUUGGAGGAAGCACUGGUUUUUGUGUUUAUUUUCCCUGUUUUAAAAUAUUCUUUCAGUCCCUUCAGAGUUAGUUCAUGCUUACUGUGCUUUAACUGGGUUUUAAAAGCUAAUUUUAUUUAACCUUUUCAAAUUUUUACUUGCUUAAUUUGUGGAGUGAUGGCAGGAGGGGAUAAGUCAGAAAUUCCCAUUUUAUAUGACAGUGUGUAAGAAGAGGAACUUCAGCUGAAAACUCCUGAGAAGAAAACCAAGCAAACUGUCAGUUUGUCACAGAGCUCAGCAGCAGUUGAUGAGCUCUGGGUGCUGCCGGUCCUCAAGUGCACCCUGGUCUUGUGUGGGGUGCGCAUGCAGGGGAAGACCUGGAAUUUAAAAACCAUCGCAUCAAACAAAUUGGAGCACUGGUCUCUGUCAGUUUUCUCUUUGGAAACAUCUGGAGUUGCUCUUUGGAGGUUGGAUCUCUUAAUACUCAUUUUCUCUUACGUAAUAAAAAAUACUUCAAUAUAA
Artibeus jamaicensis (Jamaican fruit-eating bat) is the source of this 4367-nucleotide messenger RNA. It is a transcript of the gene PIWIL2, whose product is annotated as piwi like RNA-mediated gene silencing 2. Gene Ontology annotation, molecular function: piRNA binding; protein binding. The record is from RefSeq and is a predicted model, not a curated record. Gene Ontology annotation, cellular component: P granule. The transcript is spliced from 21 exons. Gene Ontology annotation, biological process: regulatory ncRNA-mediated gene silencing. The coding region runs from base 24 to 2672 and encodes 882 amino acids. Lineage: Eukaryota; Metazoa; Chordata; Mammalia; Chiroptera; Phyllostomidae.